Molecule: messenger RNA, 3924 nt
Organism: Piliocolobus tephrosceles (Ugandan red Colobus)
Lineage: Eukaryota; Metazoa; Chordata; Mammalia; Primates; Cercopithecidae
Gene: EIF4E
Product: eukaryotic translation initiation factor 4E
Exons: 7
Coding region: 1527-2180 (217 amino acids)
Biological process (GO): translational initiation
Cellular component (GO): cytoplasm; eukaryotic translation initiation factor 4F complex
Molecular function (GO): RNA 7-methylguanosine cap binding; translation initiation factor activity
Source: RefSeq, a predicted model, not a curated record
AGGCACAGGCAGCCUGCAUACACUCCUUUUCCAGGUGUCAACAUUAUUUAAAAGCAUGAGAAAUAGUAAUGAGACAGUGUCUUCUUCACUAGAACCUUGGGAAUCUGCUAGAUUUCUUCAUCUCUAUUUGUUGUAUUAGUAGCCGAACUGUGCAAAAACAAGGUCUUGAGAAAUGAUAGCACAGUAUCUUAGAGGGAAAGGAAAUGUAGGAUGCCAGCGUGGGGACAAAUUUCUGAUUGCCAGUGACUGUUGUGAGCAUAACAAUAAUUUCAUGAAUAUUAAAUCCUCUAUUGACGGCAGCUGCAGUUGUAAAGGAAAAAAAAAAAGGUCCUGAUCAUUUAAAACCACACUGGUGUACAUCAUAAUCAAAGUAAACAUAAGAAAAAAAUUUAAACUUUGCUAAAAAAAAAAAAAACAAAAAAAAGGAGAAGCAGCUGAUCUUUAGGAAGGCAUGCGGUUGCUUAUUAUGAAUCAUUUCUAGAGUCCAGUGCAUUUUCAAAGCCGGUUACAGUCAUUACAAAGCACACCCUUGUGAGGUAAGUGUAUCAUCACCUUUGUUUCAUAAAUAAAAAAGGUGAGGCGCCGAACCACUAAGUCACUCGCCUAAGGAGAAUGAGUCAACGUCAAGAGGCAUAGUUGACCCUGCCUAACGACUCCAGACCAUCAGUCCAGGGCUUAGUCAGCGGGGCCGGAGUGGCUUCCCUGGCUGGCACCUGGACUUAGGCUAUUUCUGUGCACGUUAAAGCAGACUAUUGGAACGGUUGCACAGAACUUCCAAGUAAUUUUUACUGCCACCUAAGAUUUAGCCCUGAGGUCUUAAUUUCAGGAUUUGGGACAGUAAAAGCUGUCGUCCCCUCCCCCUCAUCCAGCCGGUGGCAAGCGGGUACUGCGGGCGGUUCCGUCCGUCCUCUUUCGCAGAAAUGGCAACGAACGACCACCAGCAUUAGCGGAGUCAGGGGACGUGGAAGGGUUGAUUGCCUAAACGACUCUGCAUCGCCGCCACUUUUUGAAACUAAGAGAAAAUGGUGGGAGGUCAAAAGAAAACUAAAUAAACACACAAGCAACUUUUCCUGGGACCUCAACUAAGCAAAUGAAGCCUUAUUGUGUGUGCUGAGCCUGCAGUUCCCAACCUUCCGCGGAAGAUGGGAGGACAGGGCGACAAAGGGCACAGUAGGCAUGCCUGGCAGUAAGUGUGACCGCAGCUAUCCAGGAGGAAGAGCAGAGGACUGAAACCACCCUCCAGCAAGCGAGCGUCCGCCGCGUUGAGAACCGCGCACCCUACCCAUCAGCCACGUGACCAGUCCUUUUUUAAAAAAAAUUUGCCUUAAAAAAAAAAAAAAGUGGGAGAGAGACUCCACUUCCCAGAAGCCUCUCGUUACCCACGCAGCCGCAGUCUUGCGCAGGCGCCGCCAGGGCCAAACGGACACGUCCGUCACGUGGCCAGUAGCUGGCCAAUCCGGUUUGAAUCUCAAUUUUUUCCUCUUACCCCCCCUUCUGGAGCGGUUGUGCGAUCAGAUCGAUCUAAGAUGGCGACUGUCGAACCGGAAACCACCCCUACUCCUAAUCCCCCGACUACAGAAGAGGAGAAAACGGAAUCUAAUCAGGAGGUUGCUAACCCAGAACACUAUAUUAAACAUCCUCUACAGAACAGAUGGGCACUCUGGUUUUUUAAAAAUGAUAAAAGCAAAACUUGGCAAGCAAACCUGCGGCUGAUCUCUAAGUUUGAUACUGUUGAAGACUUUUGGGCUCUGUACAACCAUAUCCAGUUGUCUAGUAAUUUAAUGCCUGGCUGUGACUACUCACUUUUUAAGGAUGGUAUUGAGCCUAUGUGGGAAGAUGAGAAAAACAAACGGGGAGGACGAUGGCUAAUUACAUUGAACAAACAGCAGAGACGAAGUGACCUUGAUCGCUUUUGGCUAGAGACACUGCUGUGCCUUAUUGGAGAAUCUUUUGAUGACUACAGUGAUGAUGUAUGUGGCGCUGUUGUUAAUGUUAGAGCUAAAGGUGAUAAGAUAGCAAUAUGGACUACUGAAUGUGAAAACAGAGAAGCUGUUACACAUAUAGGGAGGGUAUACAAGGAAAGGUUAGGACUUCCUCCAAAGAUAGUGAUUGGUUAUCAGUCCCACGCAGACACAGCUACUAAGAGCGGCUCCACCACUAAAAAUAGGUUUGUUGUUUAAGAAGACACCUUCUGAGUAUUCUCAUAGGAGACUGCGUCAAGCAAUCGAGAUUUGGGAGCUGAACCAAAGCCUCUUCAAAAAGCAGAGUGGACUGCAUUUAAAUUUGAUUUCCAUCUAAAUGUUACUAAGAUAUAAGAGAAGUCUCAUUCGCCUUUGUCUUGUACUUCUGUGUUCAUUUUUUUUUUUUUUUUUUUUUUGGCUAAAGUUUCCACUAUCCCAAUCAAAGAAUUACAGUACACAUCCCCAGAAUCCAUAAAUGUGUUCCUGGCCCACUCUGUAAUACUUCAGUAGAAUUACCAUUAAUUACAUACAGAUUUUACCUAUCCACAAUAGUCAAAAAAACAACAUUACUAUGCUUUACAGGAAAAGAAAAUUCUGUUGUUCCAUUGUAUGCAGGAGCAUAUUUUGCUGGUUUGAAAGAUUAUGAUGCAUACAGUUUUCUAGUAAUUUUCUUUGUUUCUUUUUACAGCAUUGUCUUUGCUGUACUCUUGCUGAUGGCUGCUAGAUUUUAAUUUAUUUGUUUCCCUACUUGAUAAUAUUAGUGAUUCUGAUUUCAGUUUUUCAUUUGUUUUGCUUUCGUUUUUUUCCUCAUGUAACAUUGGUGAAGGAUUCAGGAAUAUGACACAAAGGUGGAAUAAACAUUAAUUUUGUGCAUUCUUUGGUAAUUUUUUUUGUUUUUUGUAACUACAAAGCUUUGCUACAAAUUUAUGCAUUUCAUUCAAAUCAGUGAUCUAUGUUUAUGUGAUUUCCUAAACAUAAUUGUGGAUUAUAAAAAAUGUAACAUCAUAAUUACAUUCCUAACUAGAAUUAGUAUGUCUGUUUUUGUAUCUUUAUGCUGUAUUUUAACACUUUGUAUUACUUAGGUUAUUUUGCUUUGGUUAAAAAUGGCUCAAGUAGAAAAGCAGUCCCAUUCAUAUUAAGACAGUGUACAAAACUGUAAAUAAAAUGUGUACAGUGAAUUGUCUUUUAGACAACUAGAUUUGUCCUUUUAUUUCUCCAUCUUUAUAGAAGGAAUUUGUACUUCUUAUUGCAAGGCAGUCUCUAUAUUAUGUCUUCUUUUGUGGUGUCUUCCAUGUGAACAGCAUAAGUUUGGAGCACUAGUUUAUUAUGUUUAUUACAAUUUUUAAUAAAUUGAAUAGGUAGUAUAUAUAUGGAAUUAAAUUGAUGUGGCUAUCUUUGUUUUUUAUAAAGUAAGGCACAGUUCUUCAGUCUUAGGUAAAUAAUGUACUCUCUUAAUAUGUUAAUACUCAUGAGAAUUGGGAUCUGAUGCAUCACCAUUUGAUUGGUAGCAACAGUGGUUGUAAAACUUGGUUGCUGAAUUGAGUUGUUUUUAUGUAAGUGUCAAAAUGGUAGUGUAGGGAAAGUACAGGUGGUGGGAACAUAAUGCAUUAAGAGUUUUGUUAGUGUUGCAAUCUAAAUAGAAUGGAAUAAACAGGUAUUAAGACAUUUAUAGUGGUAAAUUGUUGUAGUAUGGUAUUCUGUAAACUUGAAAACUUGAUCUACUCUUUGUAGGUAUCAUUUGAAAGCAAACUUGAAAAUGUUUUGUACAUAGUACAUACUUGUAUAGUCCUGUGAAAUGAAGUAUGGCUAUCAGACCAAAGGAUAAGCCAAACUGUAGGUAGCAGAAUGGAAAUUAUUAGUUUGAGAGGAAAAUUUGUCUUUUAAUGGUGAUUAUGACUUAAUCAUUUUAAAACUGAUAAACUUGACAAAAACCCUGUAUGAAAUAAACAUGAAAUUAAUAGCA